This is a messenger RNA of Alternaria arborescens, 351 nucleotides long. RefSeq lists its product as hypothetical. The record is from RefSeq and is a predicted model, not a curated record. The coding region runs from base 1 to 351 and encodes 116 amino acids. The transcript has 2 exons. Lineage: Eukaryota; Fungi; Ascomycota; Dothideomycetes; Pleosporales; Pleosporaceae.
AUGCCUUCUGCCUUUGAUGAGGAUUCUGCCCACGACAAUCUGGCACAGGCCCAGUACGAAGAGAUGAUGGAGGCCAGGGUGCUCAAUCAAGCCAAGGCAGUCUAUAAUGAAUAUCAAUUCCAGGACUGCAAGUUUGACGUUGUGAUCAGCCACCACGACCCUGAUGAUUCAGGCAAUACGGACCUUUUAGUCGCGUCACUCAUCGUCUACGACGCCGCCUGCCACAACAAACACAACACAACUCGUGGCUUGAAGAUACUACUACGUUCAGAAGCGUGGAAGUACUUAGAGGGUACAUACGAGUCCUUGAUUGAUGUCCUGCGUGUCAAGAUGACUACAACCUUGAGUUAG